This is a messenger RNA of Pelobates cultripes (western spadefoot toad), 642 nucleotides long. The record is from the annotation of a GenBank genome assembly. Lineage: Eukaryota; Metazoa; Chordata; Amphibia; Anura; Pelobatidae.
AUGUCGACCCAACCACAGAGUAUGCCCAAUGCACCCUGGCACAUUGGUAAGACAUGAUGUUCAGAGUGAAAGUUGUAAUUUUUCUAACUUUUAAUUCACAGCAAACUGUGAACUCACUCAAAAUGCUUCUAUGUAGUUUGUUUGCAUAAUUAAAUUUAUAAUCAUAAUUGUACAUUGUCUGUAUAUACUGCUAUUUAAAUUUCAUUGUGUUUUGAGCUUAUCUUAAGUAUAUUGUGUUUAUUGAGUUUAUUUUAAUUUGUGCUUAUACUGUUCUUAUGUGUUACAUCUUUUCUUUAUUUACAUUGUGUUAGAUAAUAUAUAUAUCCACCUGUGUUUUGUACCAAUUGCUAAAAAAAAAAAACAUUGUAUAUUCCAGGUGAUAGGAGACGGUUUCAGCUGGAUUUGCGCACAGUCAUGGAGGAUAUGCGGGCAGCAGAGGAGAGGCAGCAGGAAAGGAUGGAGAACCUUUCUGAGCAGCGGUUUCAGGCACUGCGUCAGGAGGCACUGUGUAGGGAGGCAGAAAUCGCUCGGCAGCAGAUGGAGCCGUUGGCUACUUUCAACCAGGCCUUCCUUGGUGUCCUAGGGCAGCUUGUUCAAGUGCUGGGAGGCAGUCGUGAUCCCAGGUCACCGCCCAGGCAGUAG